AUGAUGGCGAACUCGAAUCGGUUCUCCUCGUACACCAGUACCUCUGUUGGCACCGGCUCGGAGGGCAAGAAGGAUGACCAGAAGAAAGACAUGUGGAGCUCCAUGCUCGACUCUGUCGCCAGCGGCAAGAGAUUACCAGAGAAGAACAUGCUGGUCUUAGGGGGUUCAACCAACUCACAACGAGACUUCCUCGAAGCACUAUCGAACAACGAUCAGCGCAGAAACAUAGACCGAUCGAAGGACAAGAUGCCACCCAUAGCGAAUAGUUUUGCACUUGGAUAUACAUAUUAUGACGUUUUGGACGCGGAUCAGGAGGACAUCUUGGCCCGAAUCUCCCUCUACCUCCUCAGCAGCCCGGCACCGUCCUUCACCUCGCUUGUCAAGCCUCUCUUGACCCCCCAAUCGAUACCAAACACACUAAUAGUAAUAUUACUCGACUGGUCACAACCCUGGCUUUGGAUGCGCCAGCUACGAGAGUGGCUCCUGUUAUUGCGCACUGUACUCGUGUCACUGAGCCCUGAAUGCGAGGAGACCAUGAAAGAAUCUAUGAUCGCCUGGCGCGACCGAGGGCGGACUGGUGGGUCUGUCAACCUCGACGGCACGGGCGCAGUCGCUGCUGAGGGAGAUGUUGCGUUACCCCUUGGACCCGGAGAAUGGGAUGGCGCUCUAGGACUACCUCUGUGUGUAGUCUGCCAAAACUCCGAGAAAAUCGACUACCUGGAGAAAUCGCAAAGUUGGAAAGAGGAGCAGUUCGACCUUGUCCUUCAGUAUUUGAGGACCGUCCUACUGAAGCAUGGUGCUUCUCUUAUUUACACAGGGCCGUCCAUGACCUCUCCGCUCCAGACUCUUGUCCAUGCGAGUUUAGGUAUACAUUCGCUACUAAAACGGUCACCCCUGAAGCACAAUGUCAUUGACAGAGACAAGAUCGUUGUCCCUCCGAAUUGGGAUUCUUGGGGCAAGAUCAGAGUACUACGUGACGGGUUUGAUGUCGAAAGUGUCAGCGAAGGAUGGUCGAUCGACCUCGAGCAGCCCUUCCCUAUGGUCAAGGCCAACGGGGCGAACGGUACUGAGGCCGAUCACGAAGUGAUAGAUGACACAAACGGCACAGAUGAGCCGGAAGGCUCUGCUGUUGCCAUGUAUGAGGAGCAAGUCCAAGAUUCUAGCCUGGAUGCGCUGCAGCUGGCACAGGGAAACAAAGACACGAGCAAGUUGGAGGUUGCAUCAAUCAACACACAAGCUUUCCUCGUCAACCAGCUUGAACGGCUAGAGCAGCAGAAGAAGGUGGAGGACAAGACUGGCAAAGAGAGUACAUUUGCACAGGGUGCGACAGACGACAUGAUCAGUGAUCACAUUGGUCCAGUGCAGUUCAAUAUGGGCGGCAUUCAGGUUGAUGCCGACGACAUGGUCCAGCGGCUUAAGGAGCGCCAGGCCUAUGGACAGUCACCUGAACUGCAUGCUAUGGACGAUGAGUCUCAACUCGAAGAUCCAGCACCACAAGUGGACACUGAUACCCUUGCCAAAUUCUUUGGCAAUCUCAUGAACCGCAAACCUGCCGCUGGCGGAAACGGCACCAAGACAUGA
Messenger RNA from Anthostomella pinea, 1581 nucleotides. Lineage: Eukaryota; Fungi; Ascomycota; Sordariomycetes; Xylariales; Xylariaceae. The record is from the annotation of a GenBank genome assembly.